GCCUUCAGUUUAACGCCCAAAAUGGCGGCACGGUUGAAAAGUUUUUGCUGUUUUACCCGAGUUUGUCUUCUUUACAGUGUAUUAGUUUAAUCGUGUUGGCAGCACUGAAGCAUACCGUUUUUCACAGUGGUGGCACGUCGGUAUUUUUUCUUUAUGAUUCUCGAAUAAGUAAAAAAAAAAAAACCAGGAUGGCGUUUUGCUGUGCGCUGAGAUUCCGGCAUCACUUUACCAAUGCUAGGCUAAAGCUAACAAGCUAACUACUUUCACAUGAGUGCUGGUCACAAGCGUUAGUUAUGUCUCGUCUCACCUGGAUCUCCACGCUCAAUGUGAGGAAGAGGAUAUCGCCAUAGAAAUGGAGGAUGAUGUGAAAAAAGUGAAAAAGCCUGGUAUCGUGUCUCCGUUCAAGCGAGUCUUCCUGAAAGGAGAGAAGGGGAGAGACAAGAAGGCCCAGGAGAAGGCCACAGAGCGCAGGGCACUCCACACCGUCUCACUCUCUCAGCCCGACCACCGUAUUGACCCUGACAUCCUGCUUAAUGACUAUAUUGAGAAGGAAGUCAAAUACUUGGGACAGCUGACAUCAGUUCCAGGAUACUUGAACCCAUCCAGUCGCACAGAAGUGCUGCAGCUCAUUGACAAUGCAAGGAAGUCCCAUCAGUUGGCAGGCCAGCUGACGUCAGAGCAGGAUGCAGUGGUGAGCUUGUCGGCGUACAACAUAAAGCUUGUCUGGCGCGAUGGAGAAGACAUCAUCCUGAGAGUGCCCAUUCAUGAUAUCGCUGCCGUCUCCUACAUCAGGGACGACUCUUUGCACCUUGUGGUGAUCAAAACGGCCCAGGAGUCGGGAGGUUCUCCUUGUCCCAGCUCGUGUCCCGAUCUCAACAAGUCUCAGACCCUGAGCUCCUUAUCGGAGAGUGGAGCUGUUCUUGUGGAAGUCUGCUGUUUGCUUGUGCUGGCUGUUGAUAAUAAGGCAGCAGCAGAGGAGCUGUGUCUUCUGCUCAGCCAGGUCUUUCAGAUCGUUUACACCGAAUCAACCAUCGACUUCUUGGACAGAGCCAUUUUUGAUGGAGCAACUACACCUACCAGACACCUUUCUCUUUACAGCGAUGAUUCUUCAAGUAAAGUGGAUGUCAAGGAGGCCUUUGAAGAAGAAGCCAGCACAUUUCCUUUCCAGGUCUCUAUGGAGGCAGAAGGAAACUCUCCAUCAGCAUCGACCCCGGCGUCCCCACAGACGAAGACCGCGAGUGACGGAGAGCUCAGCACCACUGCUGCGGAGCUGCUGCAGGACUACAUGACCACACUGCGGACGAAACUAUCAUCGCAGGAGAUCCAGCAGUUUGCCACCUUGCUCCACGAAUACCGUAAUGGGGCCUCCAUUCAUGAGUUCUGCAUUAACCUGCGACAACUCUAUGGGGACAGCAGGAAGUUCCUUCUACUUGGCCUGCGUCCCUUCAUACCAGAGAAGGACAGCCAGCACUUUGAGAAUUUCCUGGAGACCAUCGGCGUGAAGGACGGCCGCGGCAUCAUCACAGACAGCUUCGGUCGUUACCGGCGCACGGCCAGCUCCGCCUCCGAUUCCACCACCAACGGCAACGGAGCGGCGGGAGGGAGCGCCGCCUCGGACGAGGGCCAGGAGGCCUCUGAGGGCGACGAAUGGGACCGUAUGAUCACCGACAUCAGCAACGACAUCGAAGCUCUCGGCUGCAGCAUGGACCAGGAGGGGGUGACGCCCUGACACGGGGAAUAACGAGCUGAGGACUCAUAAUGACAGCCACUCCUCCAAACCAACAGUAGGCGUGAGCUGAGCGGAUCAGAUGAAGGAGUUCCUUAGCACUGACCUAAGAUUUUAGCUAUUUGUAUUUUCCUCUAAUUAUCAAGAGGACGAUCCAUUUUUCCUACGCACUCAAGGAAAACCUCAACCUAUUACUAUAAAAACAUGAAGUCAACAAAUGCACUUAUGCAGACCCUGGAGAUGACAAGCAGUCAGUUGGCUAUUUUUGUAUUUCAGAGGGAUUCAUAGCCUCUGAUGUUUUUUUUGUUUUGUUUGUUUGUUGUUUUUUAAAGGUUCUUUGAUUUUGUACUCAUUUAUUGGCAGUAUCUGCCACGGCUGUCAGCAAUGUAGCGAAUAUCUCCAAGUCUUUGAGAUUCUUUCAGUCUCUUUUGAAUUCCCUCGAAGCCUCUGGAGGAUCCACCAGAGUACUGAGUACAUGUUCUAGAAGGUUAAGACUGAGGCUGUUCUUGUUUGUGCUAUCGUAAUACUAUAGGUCACUCAGCUUCAUCCAUCAUUUAUUUCACAUUCUGUGUGUCGCUGUGAGAGUGUUAACAUUUUGCUAUAUUUUGUUUUUCAAUAAGAUUUGUGUACCACUUUGUUUCACACUAUCCUUUUGUUUACUCAAUAUAUAUAUAUAUAUAUAUAUAUAUAUAUAUAUAU
This is a messenger RNA of Anoplopoma fimbria (sablefish), 2425 nucleotides long. RefSeq names its product CCM2 scaffold protein (gene ccm2). The transcript is spliced from 10 exons. The record is from RefSeq and is a predicted model, not a curated record. Gene Ontology annotation, biological process: vasculogenesis; heart development. The coding region runs from base 353 to 1729 and encodes 458 amino acids. NCBI's taxonomy places the organism in Eukaryota, Metazoa, Chordata, Actinopteri, Perciformes, Anoplopomatidae.